ACUGCGCAUCUAAAAACUUAGAGCCCUUAGACUUAUUUCUAUUUGACGUUUUCGGGAUUUUCGUAUUAAAGAAGGUGACAGUCAAUGACUUUUAUUUUUGGGAGCAACCUAGAAUAUUCGCAGCAAAGUGCUUAAUAAGAAUUUCGCUAUAGAAACUUAAAAACAUCGAAUAACGUGAUACUUACUUGGCCAGUCCGUCGGUGGUAGUCUUUUUGUUAUUUGUUAUUUACCUGUUUUACUUCGGAAAGCAAAUUCAAGAGGAAACCGAAGAGGUCCCUGAGAAGAACAGUAAAGAUCAUGGUCGGCAACAAGAAGCUGAAGAAGGAACUGGGAGAGAUGCCGGUGCAUCAUUUGGACAAGACAUUGGACAAGAUCGAGGAAUUGGAGAACGAUGAAAAGAAGAAGCGCAAGGAAAGCUGCCCAACUCCAAUCUGGUCACCAUUGUCCCCUGGCGAGAUUGUGCCCACCACUACUAUCACAUCCUCGGAUGAUGAGACUUCAGUAAAGAAGAAGGCGGGGAAUGAUUCGUCCUCCUCCAGCAGCGAUGACUUCACCUGGGACUUCGACGACGAAUCCAGCGACGACGAAAGCCUCAACCUGGAGCGAUCCUACAAGGAUCUGAUGAGCCAGGAUAACAAAAGUUUCGCCCAGUUGGUAUCAAUCAGCGAAAUAGCCUUCAAACUCAACGACCUGGACAAGAUUGAACUAUCGGUGACUGCGCUGCAAAAGCAAGCUACCGUGCCGGCCCACAUCUGGCUGAAAUAUCUCAAGGCCCGACUGGUGGUGACCCAAACGCCCGACGAGCGCAAGGCUUUCGAGAAGAAGUGCGCCAAAGCAUUAACGUACUUCUACAACAUACCGCUCUCCACUUUUAUUGUGAACUACCUGGUUGACCAAGGAAAUGUCGAGAACCAUGUGCUGUGGGCCAAACUGCUUGCGGAUUACGACGUAGAGCGCCCAGAUUUUGGCGACAAGUUACGCCCACUACUUUCUAGUAUCACUGACAAAAAAGAAGCCGCCACAUUCGAAGAACUCCUGCAGAAGCACUGCGUCAGCUGGAACUGCGGCGAAAAGAAGAGAAAGAUCAUACAAAAACUCGUUGACGAGUUUAAGAAAGAUCUAGACGAGAUGAAGACACAAAACUGUGACUGGAAUUGGUCAAAACUACACAAAAGAAAUGUGGAGGAUGUGCAGUCGUUGCCCUUCGACGAAGACAUUAAAAACGCGGUGAUCCGCUUCUUAUUUGAGCGCACCCUGGCCAAGUUUCCCAUUGCCGAUUUCCUGUGGCUAUGCUACAUCGACUUUAUCAUGGGCAAAGACGGUAACAAGAAAGAGGAGGCAGUGGCCAAGAGAGAAAGCCGCUUGGGCAAAGGGUUCUUGCGUAGCACUGCACUGGAUUUGGCCUGGCGGGGAGUGCGAAGUCGCCCCAGCGUGCGUCUGAAUCACAGAUUCAUUAAUCUAAUGGAACUGGCUGACUUCAAGCAGCCCGAUGUUGACCAUCAGCUCCGCAUAAUUCUGAAGCGCAUAGAGCCCGAUAUGAUCAUGACGGUGGAGCUGCACCUAGACUACUUAGCCUAUUGCGUGCGUAACACCAAUGUUAAGGAUAAUGCACAGGUUAUUGGGUUGCGCGCCGCUUUCAAUAGCGUCUGGGAAGAGCUUUCUAACCUUUAUGGCGAUAAAGCGGACACCAGUUACGAGGUGCUCCAGCUGUGGGCACAAGUGGAGUACGCGCAUCUGGGCAGUCCGGACAAUGCCAUGCAUAUUUGGCAUCAGAUUUUGGGUUAUCCGGGCAGCUCACAUCGCGGAUUGCUUUGGCUUAGUUUCGCCCAGAUGGAAAGCCAAUACAACGCAGGUCACUGCACCCCUGAUAUUCUGCGUAAAGCACUAUCCCAGCCCGUUUUGGAAGAUGGCAUCAAGGUGCAGGAGUUUUAUCGACGCCACGAACGCUGCUAUGGAACCUAUGAGUCUAAUGCGGCCUGUCAGGCCCUUGAAUUGCCCCCUGAAUACAUAAAGCAGCGUUUCCAUAUGAAGCCCAAUUCCCAGCAGGUGAAUUACCGCCAGCCGCAGCAUCGCCAAGCACAACCUCACCAGGCACAGCCUCGCCAGGUAAAGUUUGAUCAGGCAAAGCCUUACCAGGAAAAGCCUCACAAGGAAAAGUCCCAUAAGAAAAAAUCCCACAAGGAGAAGUCCCACAAGGAGAAGUCCCACAAGGAGAAGUCCCACAAGGACACACCUGACAAGAAAAAUCCUCACCAGGAAAAGCCUCUCCAGGGGAAGCCUCACAAGGAAAAGCCGCAACAGCCAAAGCCUUGCGAGGAAAAGCCGCAACAGCCAAAGCCUUGCGAGGAAAAGCCGCAACAGCCAAAGCCUUGCGCGGAAAAGCCGCAACAGCCAAAGCCUUGCGAGGAAAAGCAGCAACAGCCAAAGCCUUGCGAGGCAAAGCCUGGCCAACAACCGGAGGAGAAUCGUGAGCCAUUGAAUCGCGAGCAGCGACGUAAGCUGGCGCAUCAGCAGAAACAGCAGCAGCAGGGACAUAAAAUGUCUAUGCCCAAAUCCGUUUCUAAAACUACAUCCGAGGAUGGUCCACCUCCAGCAUCGGAGGCUAAACUUACUGCACGUCCGGCUGAAGAGACCUGGGGAUCUAACUUUAAAUAUUCGCCCCAUUUGGAGGCCAACAAGAUCUUUUUGAAAAACCUGCAUCCCGACUGUUCCGAAGAGGAGCUGCACGAGCUGUUUGGACCCUAUGGCACCAUCAAAGAUGUGCGCCUGGUUCGCAAGAAGCACAUGAAGUUGAAGUGCAUUGCUUACGUGGAGUACGAAAGGCCAAUAGAAGCUCAAAGAGCGGUGGCUGCACGCGAUGGUUACCUGUUGAAGGGCAUGAAUAUUGUUGCGGCCAUUUCAAACCCUCCGCCAAAAGAUUCCUCCUUGGAUCUUCCCAAGCUCAGUCUUGGGUCCAAAAGACGAGUUCCCACCUCGUUGAUACCCACGAUACUGCUGCCCCACGCGGUGGCCGAAAAGAAACGUCGUUUGAUGGUCUUCGAGUCCGCAAAGUUCGCAAAUUCAACGGACGAAACCAAUAAGUCAGAGGCUACUGAUCAGUCCGAACGGAAGGAACCCGCUGUGCCAAAAUCAAACAAAGAGUUCCGCAGGCUAUUUUUUAAGGAUUAUGACGCUAGACUUAAUGCCGGACAUCUCGCCACCGUAGCGAUGCAGCUCCUUGCGCACUGUGCGCACGGCUCCUUUGCGUCGGAUCAGAGCCUUUCGGUAUUUGCCGCGGUGCUUCACACGCGGAUUGCGCAACUCCUUCUUGCGGUGCGGCGUGAGACCCUUGUUCUUGGCCAUCUGGUAGGUGAUGCCGCGUCGGGCCAUCUCCUCCUCGUCCUGCUCUUCUUCUGGGUCUUCUGCUGGCUCUUCCUGACCCUUCGUUUCUUGCCUCUCCUCUUCACCAUCAUCACUGCUUACUUCGGCCUGCUCUCCAUUGUUAUACUUGUUGAGGAUCUGCAGCUUGGCCUUGCGCUGUGCCACAUCCAACACGUCCUGGAUGAGGCCCAUGAGUUCCGGCGAGUCCUUCUGCAACAGCUGCAGGCGUUCACGGGGCGUCAGACCCGUAAGAUCGGUGGUCACCCUAGUGAUUUCGCUCGACUCCUCCUCGUCGCUGCUUCCUGCCGCCACAUGGACAUCGUCCAGCUGGAAGUCCUGCUCGCUGAACCGCUUGGCCAAGCGCAACUGAAUCUUCUUGGCCUCCUCCUCCUCGGCGCGCGCCUGCUCCUCCUCCUGGGCGUUGUAGCUGCUGUAGUCCUGGUCCACAAAGUCCGUGUUGUAGUAGGUGCUCCUCUUGCUGCCCCAGUCCAUUGUGUUGGGCAGAUCGCGGUCAUCGUCCUCGGCUCCCUCGAUGUCGCUAUCGCGCAUCAAAUCCGCCACAUCAUCGUUGUCCUGAUCCUCAUCGUCGUCGUCAUCAUCGCUAAAGGCCAGGACUUCCUGGCGGGGAUCCUGCUGCUGGCGCUUCUUGCGCUGCUUGCGCAGAUCCUCCAGUAUCUCGCGCUCCUCCGCAUCGUACUCCUGCUCGGAACCGGUCAGCUCAUAAUCGUCACCCUCGCUGUCCAUUUUCUGGCCAGAAUUUAUCCAAAAAUGAUGGGGAAAGUGACCAAAAUGAAGCCGCUAAAAGAACGAAUUGAUCAAAUUGAGACGGAUGUUAUGCUCCAAAAAGAGUUUACUCAACGAUUCCGAUCCUCACGCGCCAAAACACAUUCUCUGAAUAUGGAUAGAAAUAUAAAGGUUUUGGUUGGAGAUCAAGGCCAAAAAGAGGUCAUAAAUCUGAUUACUUCUGAACCCAAAGAUGAUGAGGUUUGUUCUGGCAAAUCGAGAAGUCAAGAGGUUUCACCUUUGCAGGAGCCAUGUGACCAAGAAAAGCUCACUGUUCAAUUGGCCCCUAAUGAUCCUAUCCAUCCCAAUUCCCAUCUUAAUUGCAAGAAACAGCUAGGACUGGCGGCUUCAACUUUAAAGGAGGCUUGUGACCAGGACACACCCAUUAGCCAGCCGGACGCUGACGAUUUUCUUACCGAUCCCAAUUGCGUACCCAGCCAGGCAUCCUCAUCCUUAAGCCAAUCGAAAUCUCAGGAGAGUACCAAAAACAUUGAUCUCGGUCGUUUGCGACAACUCAAUCUGCCGGGCGGCAAUAAAAAAUCGUUUGUCAAGGAGUGGCUAAGUUCAACAGGACCAGAGGAAAGGCAUGCCAACCCACAAACCCAGCUGUGUUCCGGGGAUAUUCAGCUGCUUUCCAACAGCAAGGAAUGGCUUAACUCGGCGACAGGAUUGCCUAGCAGUCACUCUCUGAAAAAAUCUGUGCACCAGGAAGCCAUAGAGUUGCCUUGUAGUCAAACUUCCAAAGAAUUUUCGACCCUUGAUAGCGAUGAUGAGGAGUUAACCGGCAAGAAUCCCUUUGCCAAAAGCAGCACAGAUCCACAGACCUUGCAAGUGGAGGACUCGGAUGCAGAAGAGGCGGAGGAGCGGAUGAUGGGCUUUAUGCGACGUCUGCAUUUCCGUGCUGCAGUUCCAGAAAGCUGUUUGACGGAUGCUGUGUUUAUGGUGGACAGACCCAGAAAUGCCGUCUCCCUGGGCAAGAAGUUGCCCACUUUGCGUCUGCAGGACAACUGCCAGGAACAGGACCUCAUCAUGAUCUCCGUUUGCAAAGUUUAUAGUCCUUUUCAGUUUUGGUUCCAUUUUGUAAAUAGCUCGCACGACACCCAAUUGCUGGCCGAGUUGAACAGGAACAUCAACACCUUUUAUAACCAUGAAAUGCACGAAAGCUACAGGAUCCCUGUGACGAGGUAUUUUCAAAAAGCCGGAUAUAUUUGCGCUGCAAAUCACCAUACUGGAUGGCGUCGGGCCAGAAUACUCGUCACUCCUCCAAAAAAUGCCGAUUGGAUUUCCAUAUUCUAUGUGGAUUAUGCAUCGGCAGCUCAAGUGUCGCCGAGCGAUCUGAAAUUCUUGCCCGAUUGGUUUACGGAUGUGCCGCCAUUGGCAGCCCGGGGUGCUCUCUCUUAUGUCCAUCCACUAGGACCCCACUGGUCUCCGGAUAGUACGCUCCAGUUCCGGCGCUUGGUUCUCAAACGGGAGCUGCACGCCCAGGUGACCGAACUGGACGCGGAUGAGGGCAUACUCUUUCUGCGACUUUCACAAAAGAAAACAUUCGAUCAGUCAAUCAAUAAAAAGCUGGUCAUCGCAAAUCUGGCUGGGAAAAGUGAUCACUACAGUCGGGAGCUCAUCGAAUACAAUUGCGGAAGAAGACUACGUUACCUGAGAGAACGAUUGCCUAGCUUCGAAAUCCUGGAGUCCAGGUUAAUCCCCCUGAAGGAUGAAGAUUUCGAGGCGGAGUUCGAUGAGAUAAUUUAUUCUCCGUCCUUCUACAUGGAUUUUCAGCUACCCGAGCUACACAAUCCCUUUCGUUCUGGCCUCCUAAAAGCGCUGGCCGCUUGGAUGCCCGCCUACCGAAAGGAGCAGGAGCACUGGGCCCGGAUUUACAAACAGGCCAACCAAAAAGUGAGGGAGGCUCAGCAUCCAGCCGUUUUGGGAAGGCAGGAGGUAAAUCUGAAUGAACAGAUUGAAAAGGAGAUCGGUGACGCCAAGGAACAUGUAGAUCAAAUUGAGAAAAGAGAACCAGAAGAUCAAAAAAAGUAAAGAAAAGCAAAAUGAGCCGAAAUAUCAAAAGGAGGAAGUGGAGAAAAAUGAUCAAGUAAAACAAAAUGAGCUAGAAAACAAAACGAGGAAGUAGAAGGAAAGCAAAUGAAGUAAGACGAAGGCCAGUUAAUCGUAUUAUUGAUCACUUUAAUACUUAAUUGCCCUUAGUUGACUAAUCUUACGUAAACUUUUUCGCAUGUUAUAAGUGGAGGUAUCCUUAAAAUCGCAUAAUUUAAAAACGCCACUAUUAUCCUCUAUAGCAAUUUAACCCCCGAUAAAAUUGUACUUGACAAUAACUUGAAGUUGACGAAAUAAUUGAAAUAUUGUUCACUCCGGAAUACAGGUACACUUAAUACAAAUCCUGUUUACUAGACACAAAAAUAUAUUUUUUUCAUUAGAAAUCUGACUCACUGUAAAUUCCUUGAACAAAUACAACAUACUUUGUAUU
Messenger RNA from Drosophila rhopaloa, 6625 nucleotides. RefSeq lists its product as uncharacterized. Lineage: Eukaryota; Metazoa; Arthropoda; Insecta; Diptera; Drosophilidae. Gene Ontology annotation, biological process: mRNA splicing, via spliceosome. Gene Ontology annotation, cellular component: cytoplasm; nucleoplasm; ASAP complex. The transcript is spliced from 18 exons. Bases 298 to 6177 code for a protein of 1959 amino acids. Gene Ontology annotation, molecular function: protein binding; RNA binding. The record is from RefSeq and is a predicted model, not a curated record.